Messenger RNA from Tarenaya hassleriana, 2111 nucleotides. RefSeq names its product ubiquitin-like-specific protease 1D. Bases 179 to 1801 code for a protein of 540 amino acids. The record is from RefSeq and is a predicted model, not a curated record. Gene Ontology annotation, molecular function: cysteine-type peptidase activity. The transcript is spliced from 14 exons. Lineage: Eukaryota; Viridiplantae; Streptophyta; Magnoliopsida; Brassicales; Cleomaceae. Gene Ontology annotation, biological process: proteolysis.
AAGUAACGUUUGUGGAUUGAUUUCAUUAACCAGAAAAUGGUCAGCUUUUUUUCAUUUUAACUUCAACGCUUAAAGAACACAAAAUCUGAUAAACGAAUCGAGUCAGGGGAACGACAAAAAACGCUUGAAGGAGCAAUUUUCAGAGCAGAGAAAACCCUAUCGAUCUCGGCGAUUUUCGAUGAAGAAGAGGAAGAUUGACAUAGAUUGGGUGGAGGUGAUGCGCGACGGUGGAGGAGAAGAAGAUCAGUUGCCGGAGUUGGAGGUCGUCGUCACGGCCAAAGCUCCGCCGGUUUCGGUGGAUGAACAGAUGGAUUGCGAGCAGUCUCUUACCGAUCAACAGCUGGACGAGGUCCUGGAGCGUCAGACAUCGCUUCUGGCGAAAAUGGGACCGAAGUUACCUGACGGUGGGGAGAAAAUCCGUGCCAAAAUCGAACGGCUCGAGGAGGAGAAGCAACGGAGGAUGCUUCGACGGCCGAAAAUGGAUAUGGAUGGAUGUCAGAAGCUCAUGCAUUCUACAAGCUCAGAUGUCUUUAGAGAAGGGAAUAUGGGCUCGAAGGAUGUCUCGCGGUCAACAUUUGCUGCUUAUUUUAGUAAAAAGCCAGAAACAGAUAGGGAGUCAGUGAAACCAUUUGAGAAAGAACUACAAGAUUUGGGAUGUGAAAGCUGGAAACACAGACCCAAUGGAGAAACACCGCCAGGGCGAAGCAAUGGAUGGCGGUUGCUGUCAAGGCAAGAGCAAUUGCAACCGAGUGAAAAGUAUCCUUCUGCGAAAGUUAUGGAGUCAAAAGGGAAUCAUAAAUCCAAGGAAUCUUGCUUGAAAAAGAAGCCCAAGGAGUCUUCCCCUUAUUCUCUCAUUGAUGAUGAUGAUGACUUUAUUGACCACGAAACUCCUAGGGAGGGCACCUUUCAAGAAUCAAAAUCAUGGAGUUAUAGGCUCAGGAAGAGAUCAACAAAGGCGAUCAUUGACGUGGAUGAAGAGGAACCUCAACCUUCAACAAUUGAAGAGCUACAUGUUGAGCUUCCUGAAGGUAUGAAGGAAGAUAUAUACUACCCAUCAAGGGAUGACCCAGAUUUUGUCCAAGUUUGCCGUAAGGAUAUUGAAUGCCUUUCGCCUCAAGGCUAUCUAACAUCAACGGUUAUGAAUUUCUACAUUAAGUACUUGCAGCAUGAAACAUCUUCGGAGAAAACUUUUGCUGAUUGUCAUUUCUUUAAUACUUAUUUCUACAAGAAGCUCAUACAAGCUGUUUCAUACAAGGGGAAUGACAAGGAUGCGUUUUUUGUGAAGUUCAGGCGGUGGUGGAAGGGUACCAAUCUAUUCCAUAAGGCAUAUAUAUUUAUACCAAUACAUGAAGCUGUCCAUUGGAGCCUGGUAAUCAUUUGCAUCCCCGACAAGGAAGACUAUGAAUCGGGAUUGAUUAUACUCCACUUGGAUUCAUUAGGAAUUCAUUCGAGAAAAUCAAUUUUUGACAAUGUCAAGAGGUUUCUGAGAGAAGAAUGGAACUACCUUAAUCAACAAGGUGAUGCUUCUCCCUCGGAUAAACCAAUCCGGAUAACUGAAGCUAAAAUAGAGGUUCCACAACAGAAGAACGAUUAUGACUGCGGUCUCUUUGUACUCCUUUUCAUGAAACGUUUCGUGGAAGUUGCUCCCGAAAGGAUGAAAAAAAAGGAUCUGGAUAUGUUUGACAAGGAUUGGUUUAGACCAGAAGAAGCCUCAGGGAUGAGGAUUGAAAUCCGAAAAAUCCUUAUCGAUCUUUUCCGCAUCGAAAAUCAAACAGAUCAAAUCUCGGAACAGGGCUCAUAAAUUCAUCGGGGUAUAUGUGACAUAGGGGGGAUGUUUCACAGAUGAAGAAUCUAAGCUCGAUUUCGUCGUCGCUUCAAACCAACAGAGAGGUAAGAAUAGAAAUACUGGGUUUUGUUUGUACAGCUUAGAUGAGAUUAAUACUGAAUCAGAGCAAUAGUUCGGAAACAUGGAAAGUGAAGUAUGGAACGACGACGUUAGUAUCCUGAAAUGGUGAAGAAUCACUUCUCUGUUGCUUUUGGGCAUUUGGAUACAAUCCAAAUCCAUUCGAACUAAAUAACAUAUGGCAAUGUCUUGGGAUUGGGCAUUUUCA